AUGUCUGCUGUUAUAUUACCAGAACUCUGUCUUAUAAAAAUAUUUGAAGAAUUAAAAAAUAAUUUCGUUUCUUUAUAUUCCUGUGUUCUUGUCAAUCGACACUGGUGUACUUUGGCUUUACCAGAAUUAUGGAAGAAUCCUUUUGAUGUCAUCAACGAUUCGAACCUUAAAGGGGUUAUAAAGGCAAACAUUCGUCUAUUAAACACUUAUAUCUCCUGUUUAUCUGAAGAUACUAGAAAAAACUUUGGAUUAAAAUCAUUCACCAAAUCUCCCUUAUUUGACUAUGGAAUUUAUUUGCAAUAUUUACAUUUGAAAAUCAUUCAUAAAAGUAUAUAUAUUUGGCUUAACUUUGGUGAUCCGGUAGUAUUUAAACUAAAAUCAACGACAAAGAAAAGAAAAGUGUCGAUUGAUGAUGAACAAAUUCUCAAAGCUUUAUGUGAAUAUUUCGUUAAUCGUUCAACGCGUAUCAAGGGGGUUGAUUUGUCCUACGGUACUUAUUUAAAUGUCUUUGAUCUUCCAAAUGCCGACUUGAACUUAUUACGACUUCAAAACUUCAAGUUUGGAAUGCAAUGUAAUAGUGGCGCAGUCUCUUCGGCAGCAAAAAUCACAAAAAAUAUCAGCACAUUAGAUAUAAAUUUAAUAGAUGCUGCUCCUUACCCGAAGUUAAUUACAAGUUUAAAUGAUAUAGUAAGAUUAAUCAAGUCUCAAAAAAACUUGAAGCAAAUUACGCUGUGCUGUUCGGUUUCGGAUUUUUCUGAAAUCAUAAAUAGUCUCUCUAUUCAUUAUGAAACCUUAACUCACAUUAAUCUUCAUCAUAUCAAUUUCGAAUAUGAUUUUCCUCUUGCUGAAUUUGCCGAAUAUUUAAACUUGAAUUACUUGGAAAUAGAUAAUUGCAAAUUUAUUAGAGGAAAAAUGACAAAGCAAGAUUUAAAACCGUUUCAAAAGCUCCAUUCAAUAUUGAUCAAGAAUACGAAUUUACCUUUUGAAAUCUUGGAGUACCUAUUUUGUCAAGCUAAUAAUUCUCUUCAAGUAUUGGAAUUAUCAGCAAACUCCACUGAUUUCGAUAGGCUUGAAAAUAUUUGUCUCAAAUUUUGUCCGAACAUUAAGAAAUUUAUAACAACAAAACAAUCUUCAUAUGAUCACAUAAUCUCUAUGGUAAAUGCUUGCAAGAAUCUUGAAGAGAUUUAUAUCUAUGAAGAUCAAGAAGAUUGGCAUGAGGGAAUGUUCAAUUUGCAUUUGAGUUGUAAUUCAGCCGACGCCAAUAAAUUCCUGAGAGCUCUCGGAAAAAUCUUGCCAAGUUCAGUACAUACCAUUAAAUACUCAUUGGAUUGGCCUUUUGAUCCAAAAUCUCUCGAAAUAUUUCUUGACCAUUUCCAACCUAGAAAGUUUAUGUUACUAGAGUUUCAUGACUGUUCGUUUUUUUCGGAUAAACAUUUAAAUGUGAUAAUCAAGGUUUGUGGCAAAACGUUAAAGAAAUUACACAUUGAUGGGAUGCAUAAUUUGCAUCACAUAUACGUCCUUGAAAGGAGACAUCAAUUUCUUGGAGAACUUUACGUAGAAGAAGUUAAGUAUAAAAGAUGGUUCGUUGAUUCUCAAUGUUUAUCAGUAGUUCAUUAUUAA
Messenger RNA from Funneliformis geosporum, 1620 nucleotides. The record is from the annotation of a GenBank genome assembly. Lineage: Eukaryota; Fungi; Glomeromycota; Glomeromycetes; Glomerales; Glomeraceae.